AUGAGGACUGCAGUUGAUUUGAAUAAUCUUUCUCUGUCAGCUCCUUUGGAUGGUGAUAUCCUAAAGCAUAAAGAUUUUGGUUAUAGACUGUAUGAUUCUAUUGAAAAGAAAGUGAUUCGAAGUAGAGAUGUUGUCUAUCUUGAAGAUCAAACAAUUGAGAGCAUUGAUAAAGAUGACAAGUCAAGAUUCUCAGAUGAUAUUCUUGCUAGUUCAGAUUCAAAACCAAUUCGAAUACUGCCAACUCUACCACCACCACAAGAUGAACCUAGAAGAUCUACCAGCAAAAGGAGACUUUCUAACAAAUAUAAUCCUAAUGAGUAUGUGUUACUGACAGAUGGAGGGGAAUCAGAGUCCUAUAGUGAGGUUGUUCUUGAAAUUGCAGCUAGUUUGAAUUUGGAGAUUGAGGAAUUUGAUGUGAAAACAACCUUUCUACAUGGUGAUUUAGAAGAAGAAAUUUACAUGGAACAAUCAGAGGAGUUCAAAGAAAGUGGCAAAGAGAAUCUUAUUGAUGACAUGUUGAUUGUUGGUCGUGAUGCUAUGAAAAUAGAGGUGUUGAAAAGGGAAUUAAAUCACUUCAAGAUAAGCAUUAAGCAGUGUCCUACAAGUGAGAAAGAUAAAGAAAAUAUGAGAAAUAUUUCUUAUGCAUCUGCUGUUGGUAGUUUAAUGUAUGCUAUGAUUUUCACUAGACCAGAUAUAGCUCAUGCAGUUAAGGUAGUUCGUCAAUAUCUCUCUAAUCCUGGUAAGGAGCAUUGA
Messenger RNA from Coffea arabica (coffee), 753 nucleotides. The record is from RefSeq and is a predicted model, not a curated record. Lineage: Eukaryota; Viridiplantae; Streptophyta; Magnoliopsida; Gentianales; Rubiaceae.